AUGGGUGACGAGUAUGAACAACUAGGACCACCACUCGGAGCUAUUCCACCGCCGCCACCCCCUGCUUUUGAUGAACAAGGCUUCCCACCACCCCCACCACUUUUACCACCGCCACCACCACCACAACUACAAUUACAACCACUACCACCUCCUCCUCCUCCUCCACCACCACCUCCACUACCAUUACAACCACUACCUCCGCCUCCUCCUCCUGUAGCGCCCCCUCCUGCGGCAUCAGGUGAAAGGAUGAACAAAUCUGCAGCGCGCUUAUCAGCAGAAAGGACAAAGUAUGGCAAGAUAUGGUCUUUGACCAGAACUUUUGCCUGA
Strongylus vulgaris is the source of this 327-nucleotide messenger RNA. NCBI's taxonomy places the organism in Eukaryota, Metazoa, Nematoda, Chromadorea, Rhabditida, Strongylidae. The record is from the annotation of a GenBank genome assembly.